Molecule: messenger RNA, 3883 nt
Organism: Orycteropus afer afer
Lineage: Eukaryota; Metazoa; Chordata; Mammalia; Tubulidentata; Orycteropodidae
Source: RefSeq, a predicted model, not a curated record
GCGCGUGUGUCCGCGCGUGUCCGCGUGUGGGUCCGUGUGCGCGUCCCGAUUCCGCCGCGGCGGCGGCUGCGGCGGCUGCAGGACGAGCCGAGCAGGCUCAGCCAUAUUUGAUGGUUUUGUUGCUUUGCUCGGGAGUUCUCGGGAGUAAUUUAAUGCCGAAGGUCGCUGCCUAGUGGAAAUAAUAUAGUACGUCAUUAAUAUGGCGCCAAAAGAUUGGGUUCUCGAUUUGUAGCGAGGAGGGAGGGAGGCAGCCGCCCAGCACAGCGUUACUAUCCCAACAGUAACUUGGGCAUUGCUGGGGCGGGGGCCGGAGAGGAGGAGAUGAUGAUUUUUGGAUCCUGAGAAUUGAUCUGUGUUGGAUCAGCUGCCUGCUGUUUCCCGGGGAGAUCAUGAAACGAGGUCGCCUUCCCAGCAGCAGUGAGGAUUCUGACGACAAUGGCAGCCUGUCAACUACUUGGUCCCAGAAUUCCAGAUCCCAGCACAGGAGAAGCUCAUGUUCCAGACAUGAAGAUCGAAAGCCUUCGGAGGUGUUUAGGACAGACCUGAUCACCGCUAUGAAGUUGCAUGACUCCUACCAGCUGAACCCGGAUGAGUACUAUGUGUUGGCAGAUCCGUGGAGGCAGGAGUGGGAGAAAGGGGUCCAGGUGCCAGUGAGCCCCGGGACCAUCCCUCAGCCUGUGGCCAGGGUCGUGUCUGAAGAGAAGUCCCUCAUGUUCAUCAGGCCUAAGAAAUACAUUGUCUCGUCGGGCUCUGAACCUCCAGAGUUGGGCUACGUGGAUAUCCGAACACUGGCUGACAGUGUGUGUCGUUAUGACCUCAAUGACAUGGAUGCUGCGUGGCUGGAACUGACCAAUGAAGAAUUUAAAGAGAUGGGAAUGCCUGAAUUAGAUGAAUACACCAUGGAAAGGGUCCUGGAAGAAUUUGAACAGCGAUGCUAUGACAAUAUGAACCAUGCUAUUGAGACUGAAGAAGGAUUGGGGAUUGAAUAUGAUGAAGAUGUUGUGUGUGAUGUUUGCCAGUCGCCCGAUGGUGAGGACGGCAACGAGAUGGUGUUCUGUGACAAAUGCAACAUCUGUGUGCACCAGGCCUGUUAUGGAAUCCUCAAGGUGCCAGAGGGCAGUUGGCUGUGCCGGACAUGUGCCCUGGGCGUUCAGCCAAAGUGUUUGCUGUGUCCCAAGAAAGGUGGAGCAAUGAAACCUACCCGUAGUGGAACCAAAUGGGUCCACGUCAGCUGUGCUCUGUGGAUCCCUGAGGUGAGCAUUGGCAGCCCUGAAAAGAUGGAACCCAUCACCAAGGUCUCGCAUAUCCCCAGCAGCCGGUGGGCACUUGUGUGCAGCCUCUGCAAUGAGAAGUUUGGGGCCUCCAUACAGUGCUCCGUGAAGAACUGCCGAACAGCCUUCCAUGUAACCUGUGCUUUCGAUCGUGGCCUGGAGAUGAAGACCAUCCUAGCAGAGAAUGAUGAAGUCAAGUUCAAAUCUUACUGCCCGAAACAUAGCUCACAUAGGAAACCCGAGGAGAGCCGGGGCGAGGGGGCCGCUCAGGAGAACGGGGCCCCUGAGUGUUCCCCCCGGAACCCUUUGGAGCCCUUUGCCAGCCUGGAGCAGAAUCGGGAGGAGGCCCACCGGGUGAGUGUGCGUAAGCAGAAGCUGCAGCAGCUGGAGGAUGAGUUCUACACCUUCGUCAACCUGCUGGAUGUCGCCAGGGCCCUGCGGCUGCCUGAGGAAGUGGUGGAUUUCCUGUACCAGUACUGGAAGUUGAAGAGGAAGGUCAACUUCAACAAGCCCCUGAUCACUCCAAAGAAAGAUGAAGAGGACAAUCUAGCGAAGCGGGAGCAGGAUGUCUUGUUUAGGAGGCUGCAGCUGUUCACUCACCUGCGGCAGGACCUGGAGAGGGUUCGGAACCUCACUUACAUGGUGACCCGCAGGGAAAAGAUUAAACGAUCUGUGUGCAAAGUCCAGGAACAGAUAUUCAAUCUUUACACUAAGCUCUUGGAGCAAGAAAGAAUUUCAGGUGUGCCUUCUUCCUCCUGCUCCUCCUCCUCCUCACUGGAAAACAUGCUUUUGUUUAACAGUCCUUCUAUGGGCCCUGAUGCUCCCAAGAUAGAGGACUUGAAGUGGCAUUCUGCGUUCUUCAGGAAACAAAUGGGUACUUCUUUGGUUCAUUCACUGAAAAAGCCCCACAAGCGAGAUCCAUUGCAGAAUAGCACUGGGAGCGAAGGCAGAACUCUGCUGAAGCAGCCAGACCUUUGUGGUAGAAGGGAGGGGAUGGUGGGCCCUGAGAGCUUUUUGAGUUUUGAAAAGACCUUUGCAGAAGCACGUAUCAUAUCAGCACAACAGAAAAAUGGUGUGGUGAUGCCAGACCACAGGAAAAGAAGAGACAAUCGUUUUCAUUGUGAUCUCAUUAAGGGAGACUUAAAAGACAAACCUUUUAAACAGAGUCACAAGCCUCUCAGGUCCACAGAUGUGUCCCAGAGGCAUCUGGACAACACACGAGCUGCCACCUCCCCAGCAGUGGGGCAGUUGGCGCCUGGCAACAGGAAGGAGAUAGUACCCAAGUGCAACGGCUCCCUAAUCAAAGUAAACUAUAACCAGACUGCAGUCAAAGUGCCUACAACACCUGCCAGCCCAGUGAAGAACUGGGGAGGAUUCCGGAUUCCAAAGAAGGGGGAGCGGCAGCAGCAGGGAGAGGCCCAUGAGGGGGCCUGCCACCAGCACUCAGACUACCCGUACUUGGGCUUAGGCCGAGUUCCAGCCAAGGAAAGGGCCAAAAGCAAAUUAAAAUCUGACAAUGAGAAUGAUGGGUAUGUCCCUGAUGUGGAAAUGAGUGACUCAGAGAGUGAAGCAUCAGAAAAGAAAUGUAUACAUGCCAGCAGCACCAUCAACAGAAGGACAGACAUUAUCAGGAGAAGCAUCUUGGCCUCAUGAUAGAGUAGAGGAAGCACCGGGAGCUUGUCAGUGGGUGUGCUAGAGGAGAGUGGACAUGCAGAAACCAGCCCAUUACUCCUGAGCUACACAAACACAUUUACUUGCAAUUCAGACCGAUUUUUUUCUCCUAUCAUUUAUAAAUCAUUGUGAGAUAUUUGUGUUAUUUGCAACUUGUUGAGGAAACACGAGAGUAGAUUGUUAUUUUAAGACUGCUCAGACUAGAACCUGAAUUCAACACUAAAAUGAGAAUGAAUGAAAUAAGUUUUAAAGAGGGCAAGGCUUAAAUAAGCCUGGUGAGUUUUUAUUGCCCUCUGGAUUCUUUCCAAAGCACAAACUCUUGGUUACCUGAGUAUAUAUGGUAUCAAACAUGGUUCUUGAGAAACUCUCAUGGACCAUUUAAUAGCCCAUAACACUUAUUUUCUAGGACUGUGGUAGAUCUUGAUAUUUAUACUUUGGCCCACAAGGCUGUUUUUGUUGUGUUAUAAUGUACAGGCAGCAGCUCUGAAGCUUCAGUAACUCUAGGAAAUUCAUGUGUAAAUACAGCAAAUGGGAAAGAGAAUUUAAGAAAAGGUCAUUACUGGAAGAAAUGGAGGGAUAGGAUAGAGCUACUGCAGCUUGAAGAUCUAAGGUACGUGUAGCACAAGGCCCCUUUAGUGGGUGUGGAGAUAGGGACUGGUGGAGGAUGAAGCCAUUAGGAGAGUUCUGUUUAUGAGGAAGGGCAGCUGAGGUCCAAUUUUUACCAGUCCUCUUGACUUGCUCUUCCCUAACCACUGGCCCUUGGGCCAAAUUAGGAUUUCUGUGGCCAGUGGCAAUACCUGGCUAUCUGGCUUCCAACAAUACAAUGGCUAUUAAAGUUCAAACGAUGAACUUCCAGACUCUGGUGAAUCAUACUUCCCAGAGCCAACCACUAGUGCAUAUGUCAGGGAAUCCGGGCUUCCACCAUGAACGGAUUCCUUUAG